AAAACACCCAUAGUCCGGUCAGAAUGUCAACAAAGCUUCACGUCACUAUUACAACUACACUUACCCUCGUGGAGCAGUUCCACUUGACCUUAUCGUCGUCCUCUGGAGACCCAGCCUCCACAGAACUCUCAAGCAGAGAUGCACUUCCCCUCCUUUCGGCAUCGUCGACAGCCCUUAAGUCACAAGUCACUAAGCUUUCGCUCUUGGCCAUUACCUCUCCAUUUACGCCCACCGCCGUCGUCCCUCUCCUCUCUGAUCUGAAUGGAUCAGUGCUCCCGUCGUUUGUGACAGCAGCUCUACUCAUUACACCGACCGACCACACCAAAGCAUUUCAGGCCGAGGCUCUAUCGCUAACGAAGACAGGGCUGAACGAACUGUCAUCGCUUGUGAAAGAAGUUCAGUCAAUUGCAGAGAGAAAUGAUGAAGUACACAUGAAAAAGAAGGGAAUCGAACUGUCGCAGUCUGAGAAAGACCUCGUUACGGUAGCUACAGGACGGGUUUGGGGUGCUUGUGAUGCCUUGAUUGACCUCGCUUCGAACGGCGUUGCUGGGUUUAUAAUACGGCGCGUGGAAGAAUGGAGAGAUCUGGUGCGAGAUGCAAUGGAAGAGAUUGACGCAUGGAAUCCUGAUGAAGAAGGGGAUGAGUUCUUCGAUGAGCUUUUGAGCGACGACGGGAAACAGAGCGUUGGAAAUGGUAGUGAGGGCGAAUUAUCCGAGGAUAGCAGCGACGGCGAAGACAACGCUGUGCUUUAUGAACUGAAAAGGACUUCAAUUCGGCUACUCAAACCAGUUGUCCAAAUUUACCCCGCAAUCAUCACGAAUCGCCUGAAGAAGAUUCCUGAGUACUUACCUUCCCUUGUUAGCCAGCUGGAAUCCCUUAUGACGAACCUCCACCAUAUACCGGAGCAAGUUGACGAAGUAGCGGGAGCACUAUAUGAAGCGGAUCUAGAACGAUCUAUCCGGUACUUGAAAAGGACAAAGGAUUGUGCUGUUGAAGCGGUCAAGUUAGUGGUUCUGCCUUGGGUUGAACAGAGUGUGACCGACAGCCAGCAAAAAGCCGAUAAAUUUACUAACUGGUCGAAGACAUGGUUGAAGGUGAUUGAUGAGGUCAGUAAACCUCUUGAUGAUAUCAAGGAAGCGAAGUCACAGUGAAUAAAUUUCCUUUUAUUUAUAAAGCCUGAACAUAUAAAGCACGAUGUAAUAUAUUGUUUAAGUUGUCUGGUAAUGUGUAUAA
Aspergillus caelatus is the source of this 1233-nucleotide messenger RNA. RefSeq lists its product as uncharacterized. Gene Ontology annotation, cellular component: nucleus. The record is from RefSeq and is a predicted model, not a curated record. NCBI's taxonomy places the organism in Eukaryota, Fungi, Ascomycota, Eurotiomycetes, Eurotiales, Aspergillaceae. Bases 24 to 1151 code for a protein of 375 amino acids. The transcript has a single exon. Gene Ontology annotation, biological process: regulation of cell cycle.